Molecule: messenger RNA, 534 nt
Organism: Pocillopora damicornis (cauliflower coral)
Lineage: Eukaryota; Metazoa; Cnidaria; Anthozoa; Scleractinia; Pocilloporidae
Source: RefSeq, a predicted model, not a curated record
AUGGACAAGGACACAGAGGAAGCUUUCGUGAAAUGUGAGAUAUGUGCUGAGUUCCAAGCAAAGAAUGUGAGGCGGACAAUGCAGACACACCAAAUACCCGAUCGACCAUGGAGCCGAGUUUCCUCAGACUUGUUCACCUUGAACUCCAAGGAAUAUAUUGUGCUUACGGACGGCUACUUACACUUCAUAGAAGUUGGCGAGUUGAAGGGCACAACCGCAGUAUACAUCAUAAAGUUUCUCACAGAGCAGUUUAGCCGUUACGGCAUACCUGAUGUACUUAUAACCGACAACGGGCCGCAGUACGCCUGCCGAGAGUUCACGGAAUUUUCCAAGGACUGGGAGCUUAAACACGUGAUGUCAUCACCCAGGCAUGCCAAAUCCAACGGUAAGGCCAAAGCGGCAGUGAAAAUAGCAAAGAAGAUUGUCAAGAAAGCCUACAGGGACAACGAGGACUCUUGGCUGGCAUUGUUAGAUCAGCGCAACACGCCUAUGCAAAGUGUACAUUCUAGCCUAGUACAGAGACUGAUGGCAUGA